AAUACAAUCUAUUUAGGAGAAAAUCAAAGCCCUACAUCGAAACUGACUGACUUUUUUAUUACUACGUUCAACCUUUUUUUCCGACUAUCUCUCUCACUCGACUUUUAGAACAACGGUGUGAACAACUAUUCUUAUGUUCCUGCCGUCAUACAAAAUCUGGCUUCUAUGGAUGGUUGGGACCCAACAACCGGAGGAGCUUGCGACGUUCAAAAUGGCGGGCCAUGUAUCAUACAAUUCGGAGCUGGAACUCUAAAUGUAACAUCGAUGGUCCUCUUCAGUCAGGGAAUCAGUUUUUUCAUUCAAUCACUGCUGUUGCCGACAAUUGGUUCAUUGGCGGAUUAUGGCAGUCAUGGCCCUAAGAUUUUGUUGUGGAUCACCUUGAUUAGUUGUGCAGCUCAGAUAGGAUUUCUUGGUUUUAGUGACCAAGGCUGGACUUGGUGGAUUGCUCUCAUUGUUGGAAUCGUUGUCUACGUCACAUACGGCGCAUCUCUUGUUUUUUACGCGGCAAUUUUCCCUCGUCUAUCAUUGAACGACCCGAAAGUUCGUACUGCUCGUAGAGAGGGUAUGCCACCGGCCGAAUAUUCUGCUCUGGAAUCUAUCACUAGAAAUCACUAUUCAACCAUCAGCACUACUUGGAGUAAUAUUGGUUUCUUGUUGAUCUCAAUCAUUUUGAUUGGUGUUUUCCAGGGACUAGCAAAUUUAUGGGGAACCGAUGCUAACUCCCUACCCAACUUUUCCCUCUCAAUUGCUAGUGCCGUCUGUGGUGGAUUCUGGCUUAUUUGUGCCAUUCCCUGGUUCUUUCUUGAAAAAAAGCGACCUGGCGUCCCUCUUCCAAGCAACCAGAACUAUAUGACACAAGGUUGGAUAUCCACCGUAAAGGCGUUUAAGGAAUGUAAGCGAUUGCCACAAACAUUCUGGUAUCUGCUUGGUUAUUUUGUUUUAGCAGACGCUGUCAAUACCACUGGACAAGUUGUAUCCGCUAUCCAAAACCAGCUUGUUACCUUCUCCGGUUCCUUGCUGACUUUCUUUGGAUUGGUCCAAGCCAUUGCUUCUAUCAUCGGUUGCCUUGUUUUCCUAUAUGUUCAAAAAUACUUUAACCUCAAAACCAAAACUAUGCUUCAGGUGUCCAAUGUCUUUACUCUUUUGAUUCCUAUUUGGGGUUGUAUCGGCUUAGGCACACAAAGUAUCGGUUUCCAUGAUGUUCGCGAAAUGUGGGUCUAUCAGGUUUGGUUCGGAAUCUUCACAGCGCCUUUCUAUGCAUAUACCCAAACUGUCAUGUCCGAGUUGAUUCCACAAGGCAAAGAAAACAUGUUCUUCGCUCUAUUUGGUAUUGCUAACAAAGUCAGCUCUUUCAUUGGUCCAACGAUCAUCGCCGCCAUCAUUAAUGCUACUAACAAUCAAUGGUCUGGCUUCCCAAUUUGCGUCUUCCUGCAAAUUUUGCCAAUCUGCAUCAUCUGGCGUGUCGAUAUGAAGAAGGCUGCUUUGGACAUUAAGAUGUACGAAGAAGAAGAGCGACAAAAGAAAUUGGCUGAAAGCCUCGAUGGCGAUAGCUCCGGUUAUAAGGAGGAGGUGCACGAACCAGUGGAGAGAAAGUUUGAUAACGAGAAGACAGAGGAGUUAUAUUGAUUACAUCGUACGCGUAUGUUAUACCUUUACAUCUAUAAUAUAAAUAAAGCAAACAUCUGUUUUUACAUGGUAAAA
Molecule: messenger RNA, 1701 nt
Organism: Umbelopsis ramanniana AG
Lineage: Eukaryota; Fungi; Mucoromycota; Umbelopsidomycetes; Umbelopsidales; Umbelopsidaceae
Exons: 10
Coding region: 166-1626 (486 amino acids)
Source: RefSeq, a predicted model, not a curated record